Molecule: messenger RNA, 2276 nt
Organism: Scatophagus argus
Lineage: Eukaryota; Metazoa; Chordata; Actinopteri; Scatophagidae
Exons: 10
Coding region: 115-2151 (678 amino acids)
Molecular function (GO): calcium ion binding
Source: RefSeq, a predicted model, not a curated record
CAGCCAAUUGAUGACUUUCACCUGCGCAGACAGGAGAAGAAGACAGCAGUUAAACUGAAGCUGUGAGCUUUUUCCACACACUAAAGUAGUUUAAGAGAAAGUUUUGGUAGCAAAAUGCCACGACGGAACAGCUUUAGCUUUAAAAGUGUGCUGCUCACAUUUCUGCUGAUAUUUUCUUUAUUUUGGAAACUCUGUGACUCGCAGGUGGACGGAGAAGAAGAAGCCAACGAGCCUCCAGAUGGACACGGAGGUGACAACGGUCCCUUCUUCGCACUGCGGAGCUGCCACCAAUUGCUGCAUGGCGACUCCGGCGAGUUCUUCUCCCCGGACUAUCUGUGCUCCAACCCUCCACUGUGGUGCAACUGGACCAUCCAGGUGGAUCCAGGGAAAAGGAUCCAUCUCCACCUGGAGGACCUCACCCCUGACUACACAUGCCACCUCAAACAGGACCAGAUCCACGUGGACGAGCCCGCUGGACAGUUCGUGGGCCACAAAGUCCUGCAGAAGUGCUGGCAAGAGGCCAAGUACACCUCCUCCUCCAACACUGUCUAUGUGGUGCUGCUGAUCGGAGGCUGGCCCAACCCACCCUACAGGGGCUUCUAUGGCUGCUACCAGGUGUUUGGACCACCGAUGCUUUACAAUCCACAGGAAGGGUCCACGGAGAGACACAGGAAGACGGAUCCAUCCCUCGGACUCUUCAGCUUAAAUGAAUUUAGCCCAAGUUUGAACAGUGAACAGAUGGAGUCGGACGUGUCUCCGCAUCCGUCAGCAGCAGAUUCUGUCCUGGUGUCUUAUGAUCAACCUUCACCCACAAAGGCGGAGCUGCCGUGGGAACCUGAGGAGGACACAGACACUGAGCUGGAUAAAGUCCACCAUUUAGUGCCCACGGUGCCGGCAUCCACAUUGGGGACCUCUCGAUCUGGAAGAGGAGCCCCUCAAACCCCUUCAGAUUCGUCUGACUCAGCCGUCCAUCCUGCGUCCCCACAGAAGCAACAAGACGAUCAGGACCACAAACCCGAAGCCAUCAGUCACACCCCGACAGCAGUACGAAGGAAGCUGGAGGAAACUCCAACCCGUCCAGAGGAACCUGAGGAGGAGCCUGUUGGUUUGGAGAACAGGACGGAGGUCAGCGAGACCUCAGAUCGGCCGCCUUCCCCUUCAGAAGGACCAGAGCCAGAGGAGGCGGAGCAGACUCGUCCUCAGCCCAACAUGAUGGAGCCGCUGUCGGACCACAGAGGGAGUCCCCACGUGAGGAAUCACUCUGAAAGUCCACAUCUUCCUGGCGAUCACCUGUUCGAAGUGGCCGUUGAAGUGAACUUCAGUCCGGAUGUGGACGAGUCCUGGGACGACGUGGCCCGGUCACUGCUGCUGUCAGUCAAGGCUUCGGUCAGCCAGCAGCUGGAGGUCCUGCACACGCCGCAAUCCAUCACCUCCAAGCGAAUCAAAAGGUUGACUGUAGGAGUGUUGUACAUCCUCUGGCUGCACAUUGGACAGGGGCCUGGAGGGCCCCAGAUCCACAGGGCCGUCCACGCUGCCCUGCAGGGCCUCAUUGCCACAGACAUCGGAGGAAACGCCAGGAAAGCUGUCAUCGCGUCCGUGUCGACGGCAGACGUAAACGAGUGUGGGACUCAGCUGGUGCUGUGCGACGCCAACGCAGACUGUGUGAACCGGUUCGGUUCGUACUCAUGUCGCUGCAGGCCGGGCUUCCAGGACAAGUCGCGUCUGGGAUCAGGAGGAAGUGUGUGUGUUGACGUGAAGGCUGCAGGUUGCAUCUCCGGCCUGUCGGCUGAGACUAAAGGCGUCUACGUGCUUUUCUUCCUGCUCAGCUCCCUCAUCCUGAUGCUGCUGGCGGCGGCCGGCAUGCUGUACCACCGUCACCGCCGGGGGGCCUUCCUGGUCCGCUGCCACGGUCGCAGCAGCGUCUCUCCUCCUGAACCCAACAACAACCACCACCAUCACCAUCCUGACAACAGCUACUCCACCCCCGCUGACUCCGACCUGCCCCCGCCGCCUCCACCCGCCCGGGCCUUCAGGGAGGGCUGGCCCGAGUCAAAGGAGCGCAGCCUGGCCGUGGACCUGCCGCUGCUGCGCUUCAGCCCGCUGCUGCCGCCGGAUGGCUACAUGGAGCCGCAGGAGGGCGCAAAGAUGUGAAGAGGCGGGACCUGCAGCUGUGACGCUCCACAGUAACCAUUAAAAUCUCUUUAGUUUCUUUAUGUUUAGUCUGAUAGUCUUUUCCUGUUUGCAGUCUGGUGAAUUAAAGUCACAGUAACACAGCA